UAUACAAUAUAAACAUAUAAACGUCAGGAAUUCACAUUGGAAAUUCUUGAUUCGGGUGGCUCACAAAAAAUGUUGUUUUUGCACAACCGGCUAUCCAUUCGUUCGGCUUAAAUAUGACUAAUAGUGAAGUUGUCACCGUCUCUCUUAGAAUUCCCUUUCCGAACAAACGGGAAGCGCAAAUCGCUUUCGAUGUGCUCCGGAUCGACACCGAACCAAAGCGAAGUUUCAUCGAGAAAUCUCUCAAACUAGAGGACGACAAUCAUCUGCUGGUGACUUUCGGCGGUCAAGCCAAACACGUGCGCGUCGGAGUGACAUCGUUCUUCGAAUCGUUGAUACUGUGCUGUGAAACUUUGGCCCAGUUUGGACCGCCUCAAUCGGACCAAUACCUACACUUCUGCGGUUAA
Molecule: messenger RNA, 404 nt
Organism: Toxorhynchites rutilus septentrionalis
Lineage: Eukaryota; Metazoa; Arthropoda; Insecta; Diptera; Culicidae
Gene: Tcs6
Product: EKC/KEOPS complex subunit Lage3
Exons: 2
Coding region: 114-404 (96 amino acids)
Cellular component (GO): EKC/KEOPS complex
Source: RefSeq, a predicted model, not a curated record